AUGGGUGGCGGAGACGGGGCCGCAUUUAAGCGGCCCGGGUACGGCGCCCGCCUCCAGCGCGUCCUCGGGCUUGGCUCCCGCCGGACGCCCUGCUCUCUGCCCACCGGAGGGCCCGCUCGGUGCCGCACCGCGCCUCCGCUGCCCGGCCAUGCGAGCGCCGGCCCCGCUGCGAUGAGCUCGCACAUCGCCAAAAGCGAGUCCAAGACGUCGCUGCUGAAGGCGGCUGCGACGAGCGGGGGCAGCCGGGUUCCCCGCCAGGGCCCUGCCCGGGAGCCAGGGCUGCCUAGCCGCCGGCUGCCCAGCACCUGCCCUGGCACGCCACCGCCGUCCGGGGACCCCAGUUUACGGAGGCCCCUGUGCCGGCCGGCGCCGCGAGAGGAGGGCGUGCGGGGAAGCCGCUGCGGGCUCCCCCAGGCGCACUGCAGGCCCCGGGAGGCGCUGCGGGCGGCCGCAGCGUCCCGACCUUCUCCCCAGUCGCCGCUGCCGCCGGCCCGCGGGCGGGAUGGGGAGGAACGGGGGCUGUCCCCGGCGCUCGGCCUCCGGUGCGCGCAGCGAGCCCCUAGUCGCGGGGUCUCCGCUCCAGCUGCCGCGUCCGAGGCAGACCCGUUCCUCCACCGGCUGCGCCCCAUGCUCAGCUCCGCCUUCGGCCAGAUGCGCCAGGAGGAGACUGCCAGCUACAGAGUGGUGCAGACGAGCGAGGAGGGGCUGGCGGCCAGCGGCGAGCUCCCCGGACCACUCCUGAUGCUGGCCCAGAACUGCGCCGUCAUGCACAACCUGCUGGGCCCUGCCUGCAUUUUCCUGCGCAAGGGCUUCGCUGAGAACAGGCAGCCUGACAGAUCCCUGCGGCCAGAGGAGAUUGAAGAGCUCCGAGAGGCCUUCAGGGAGUUUGACAAGGACAAGGACGGCUACAUCAACUGCCGAGACCUGGGCAACUGCAUGCGCACCAUGGGCUACAUGCCCACCGAGAUGGAGCUUAUUGAGCUGUCCCAGCAGAUCAACAUGAACCUGGGUGGCCAAGUGGAUUUUGAUGACUUUGUGGAGCUAAUGGGACCUAAACUCCUGGCGGAGACGGCAGAUAUGAUUGGUGUAAAGGAACUACGAGAUGCUUUCCGAGAGUUUGACACCAAUGGUGAUGGGGAGAUAAGCACCAGUGAGUUGCGAGAGGCCAUGAGGAAACUCCUGGGUCAUCAGGUGGGACACCGAGACAUAGAGGAAAUUAUCCGAGAUGUGGACCUCAAUGGGGAUGGCCAUGUGGACUUUGAAGAGUUUGUCCGGAUGAUGUCCCGCUGAGGCCGGGAGGGCCCCCCAGGACUGCCAAGCUCCCACGGGCGGGAGAAGAGGGGCCAGAGCUCUUCUCGCCCGCUGCUGCAGCUGCCGAGAGCCAGGAUGGACUGGUGGAGGGGGCCUGCUUGCACCCCGGGGAGGUGCCCACCCCGGACCCCCACCCUGCACUGUGAAAGAUUCACAACUCCUGCAACUGGAAAGUGGGGCGCCCACCGACAACGAGGCCACAGUGCCAAGCCCACAGAGGUUAUGCAAGGCGCCAAGUGCCAUGUACCCAGCCGCUGCCGGCUGGAUGGGCCAGGGAGCCCGCCAGCAGAUCCCACAUAGCAUGUCUGCCUAGGGCAAAGCCUCUUGUUGCCCUCCUUAGCGCUGUGCCCAUCCCAGCUCGCCUCAGCCUUGUAAUCUCAGAACCAAUAAAAGUAUUUCCGAGAGCAA
Eptesicus fuscus (big brown bat) is the source of this 1719-nucleotide messenger RNA. It is a transcript of the gene CABP1, whose product is annotated as calcium binding protein 1. The record is from RefSeq and is a predicted model, not a curated record. The transcript has 7 exons. Lineage: Eukaryota; Metazoa; Chordata; Mammalia; Chiroptera; Vespertilionidae. Bases 1 to 1290 code for a protein of 429 amino acids. Gene Ontology annotation, molecular function: calcium ion binding.